This is a messenger RNA of Aplosporella prunicola CBS 121167, 672 nucleotides long. RefSeq lists its product as uncharacterized. The record is from RefSeq and is a predicted model, not a curated record. NCBI's taxonomy places the organism in Eukaryota, Fungi, Ascomycota, Dothideomycetes, Botryosphaeriales, Aplosporellaceae. Bases 1 to 672 code for a protein of 223 amino acids. The transcript has 4 exons.
AUGGAGGACAUGCCAGUUAACAACUAUCGCCGGCGGUACAACCAUGCAAACCGCUACGAGACGACCAUAAUCGGACUUUUAGAAGGCAUGAGAGCCCAAGAGCAGGACCGAGCCGAACGAGCUGAACAGGAGCGAGCUGAACAGCACGAGCAGGCUGAACAGCACGACCAGGCCGUCGCCAGAAACCCGGAAGGGACAACACGAGCAAUACGACUACUUCAACGGCCCCCCAGCGCACUAAAGCAGCACUUCCUCUCCAUUACGCACCUCAUCACGGCAUUCAUGUUCGUCCUCGCGCUCGACAGCUUCGGCACCACACUCUCCCCUGCCUACUUCAACUGGGUGCUCGCGAACUGCGCCUCGGCACUGCUGCCGUUCCUAAUCGUGUUUUUGCACGUGCAUGUGCUUGCGGUGGCGCUGCUGCUGGUUAUUCCUCGGCGCUUGAUGUUUACCGACUACAUCGAAGACGGAUCGAGGUGGAUCAUCAAGACAAAUACAACCGGCUGGGAGAUUGUUAUGGCACCUGAAAUGGCGUACAUCCCGCUCAUCUUCCGCGACAUCGAGCGCCGGGCCAAGAAGGCCGCGAUAAAGCUUCUAGACAUGUUGGCGCCCGUCGAAUGCGGGCAGCACCUAUGCUGCACACCAGAGAUUGUCGCAAGCUCUGAACAGUAA